Molecule: messenger RNA, 1531 nt
Organism: Haliotis rufescens (red abalone)
Lineage: Eukaryota; Metazoa; Mollusca; Gastropoda; Lepetellida; Haliotidae
Product: BTB/POZ domain-containing protein 6-like
Exons: 3
Coding region: 137-1471 (444 amino acids)
Biological process (GO): neurogenesis
Cellular component (GO): cytosol
Molecular function (GO): protein binding
Source: RefSeq, a predicted model, not a curated record
AUAACAUGUACAUCAUACACUGCUCGGUACAAACUGCGAAAUAUAAUCACAAGCAGCAUACCUAACUCUUGCCGACACCUACUUGUACAUUGUGAAUAGUUCACCUCAGGCCAUCCGUUCAUGUUCAAACAGAAGAAUGGCGACUCCAAACCCUACCCUGGCUGUAAAGAAGUCAGGAUUUGCCGACAACUGGCAAGCCGGGAAGACCCUUGCUGAAUGUAAUCUGCGCAUGUUCAGUGAUGAAGACUCUUGUGACGUCACUUUUCAAGUUGGCAGUACGAGUCAUGUGAUCAAGGCCCACCGCUACGUACUCAUCAGCAGGAGCUGUGUGUUCCACGCCAUGUUGUCUGGGCCCCGCAUGAAGAAGUCCGACAUCAGUGUCCCGGAAAUAGAAUAUCAUCACUUCAAACAAUUCCUUAUAUACCUCUACACAGACCACACAAAGGUUGACGUGGACAAUGCCACAGCUCUACUGUACGCCUCCAGGAAGUAUGCCAUAAACACAUUAGAAUCCUGUUGUCUGGAGUUCCUCGAUGAACACCUCUCAGCUGACAAUGCCUGUAUAAUUCUUAAGUCGGCUAAUCGUUUUGGCCAAAGUGAGUUCUACCAGAAAGCAUUGGCUUUAGUAAAGGGUGAAGGUGAGAGGUCACUACAGUCCCCUGAUUUCCUGGCACUGGGUCAAAUGUUGGUGGAUCAGAUCGUGGAGUCGGAUGACCUGGUUGCCCGAGAGCACGUGGUCUUUAACGCUGUCAACAGCUGGGCAGAGGCAGAGUGUCGGCGCAAGGGAAGAGAGGCAACUCCCGAUGCCAAGAGAUCACUUCUAGGUGGGACAUUGAUGAAGGUUCGUUUUCCGCAUUUAGAACAUGCAUUUCUCAGAGAAGAGGUGAAAAACAGUGGGCUCCUGACUGACUCCGAGCGUCUUAAGAUAUUCGAUUACACAGCAAAUUCAAUAAUUGACCCCAAGCCGUUCAAUGCAAAGCCAAGAGCUAGAUAUCACAAAACGCCCAUCCAUUAUGUCAAGAGAUUGACGUCAAUGUAUAAAGGGUAUUCUUGGAAAUACAGCGGCAAACACGAUGCUAUAUCGUUCUAUACGAACAGGAGGGUGAUGUUAACCGGGUACCAAUUGUAUGGUAACUACAGCACCACGGGUGAUUGUGUGUACAGUGUUACCUCCUAUCUAGGGAACGACGAUACAGUGUUGUACUCCAAGAUUCAGGACACCAUGGAGUACAAGGUUCGAGACCGCGUGUACGACGUAAUGCUGGAGAAUCCCGUCACCAUCACUGCGGGUGACUGGUACACUCUGGCAGUGAAGAUCAAAGGACCUAUCACGCCCAGGGGAGAUGGUGGAGUGGAGCAGGUGGUCUGUGAUGACGGAGUUCAGUUUAACUUUAGAAACUCAAAUCACAGCAAAAAUGGCACAAAGCUUUCAUAUGGGCAGAUCCCUUCUCUCAUCUAUCGCCUUGUGUGAAGCUACAAUGUUAACCUUGGUCACACAUUUAUCAUGACAGUGAGUGAGUGAGUGAGUGAG